AUGAAUGCAACAUUUGUUAUAAUUGGAGGUGGAAUAGCAGGUGUAUCAUGUGCUGAAAGUCUUGCAUUUUUAUCACCCGAAGAAAAUAUAAUUCUCAUAAGUUCAUCAUCACUUAUAAAAACAGUAACAAAUAUUAUUCCACUUGGUAAAACAAUAUAUAAGUUUGACGUUGAAGAAAAUCAAUCAUCAACAUUAGAAUCGAAAUAUUCAUCAAUCAAAGUUAUUAAUGACAAAGUUAUUAAUGUUGAUCCAAUAAAUAUGACAAUAAAUACAUCAACUGGUAUAAUAAUAAAUUAUAAAAAAUUAUGUAUUUGUACUGGUGCAAAAGCAAAUGUUUUAUUUGAAAAUAAAAAUCCAAAUAUUAUUGGAAUUCGUGAUACAGAAUCUGUUGAUAAAUUUUCAAAUAAAAUUAAAAAUGCUAAAAAAAUUAUUGUCAUUGGUAAUGGUGGUAUUGCAACUGAAUUAAUUCAUGAAAUUUCAAAUGUUGAUAUUAUUUGGGUUAUUAAAGAUAAACAUAUAUCAGCAACAUUUAUUGAUCCAGGUGCUGCUGAAUUUUUUCAAAAUAAAUUAACAAAACAACCAGAUAAAAAAAGCAAUAAUAAAAUUUUAAAACGUUACAAAUAUACUGAUACACAAAUUAAUCAUGAUGAUAAUAAAAUUGGAGCUGCACUUGGUCCAGAUUGGCAUGAAAAAUUUACAAUAAAUGGUUCAAAUGAUAAUUUAAAAAAUGUUAAAAUUGAAUAUGAAUGUGAAGUAUUAAGGCUAUUAUCAAAUGAUGAUAUUGAUAAAUUAAAUGAUGAUAAUAAAUGGCCAGUUUAUAUUGAAUUAACAAAUGGAAAAAUAAUUGGUUGUGAUUUUAUUGUUUCUGCAACUGGUGUUGUACCAAAUACUGAUCUAUCUGGUAUUGAUAAUAUUGAAAAAAUAAAUAAUGGCUAUUCGGUUGAUUGGAAACUUGAAACAUCAAUUAAAAAUAUAUUUGCUGCUGGUGAUUGUUGUACAGCUAAUUGGGAUAUAUCACAACAUUGGAUACAAAUGAAAUUAUGGACACAAGCACAUCAAAUGGGUAGAUAUGCAGCUAAAUCAAUGUAUUCAUUAAAUAAUUGUGAUGAUUUUUAUCAAGAUUUUUGUUUUGAGCUAUUUACACAUGUUACUAAAUUUUUUGGCUAUAAAGUUGUUCUUCUUGGUCUUUAUAAUGGACAAAAAUUAAAUAAUGAUUAUGAAAUAUUACUUAGAAUGACUAAGGACAUUGAAUAUAUUAAAUUAAUUAUUAAAAAUGGUAAAAUGCAAGGUGCUGUGCUAAUUGGUGAUACUGAUCUUGAAGAAAUGUGUGAAAAUCUUAUUCUUGAUCAACUUGAUUUAUCAGCUUAUGGUGAACAACUUCUUGAUCCUGAUAUUGACAUUGAAGAUUAUUUUGAUUAA
Molecule: messenger RNA, 1419 nt
Organism: Aphidius gifuensis
Lineage: Eukaryota; Metazoa; Arthropoda; Insecta; Hymenoptera; Braconidae
Gene: Pyroxd1
Product: pyridine nucleotide-disulfide oxidoreductase domain-containing protein 1
Exons: 1
Coding region: 1-1419 (472 amino acids)
Molecular function (GO): oxidoreductase activity; flavin adenine dinucleotide binding
Source: RefSeq, a predicted model, not a curated record